ACUCACUCACUCACUUUCAACGCUGGCUCGUACUUUCAAUCCUUUCAGUCUCUCGUUAUGUGCUGUAGCGGCCCCAAAUGGAAGCGAGAAGUCGUUCCAGACCACAAGUUCGACUUUGUCGAUACCUCUGAAUUCACAGACAAUGGCUUCUUCAUGCGUCUCAAGUAUCUCUUCCUCUACCUCGUUGUCCUCAAGUCAUUCCUCGUCUACAUGUCCGAUAUCUUCACCGCCGUAACCAUGAUUUCUUCCAACUCUUGGUCAAAUGAAAUCUUCGAUCGUUGUGCCAAAAAAGAGUCUGGUCCAGAAUGCGUCGCUAUCCCGUUCGAAAUAGGAAAAUGGCUUUUCGUAGGCUGUAUCAUCUUUUCAUUCCUCUUGCUUGGAUACGAGUCCUGGAAGGCCAAAAGAAUCAUCAAUAGUAGGGAUAUAUCAUACGCCUUUACCAAUGUCCUCGCCAACAAUUAUUACUCUCUCCGUUCCUACAAUCACUUUUGCUUCUUUGACCACAUAAGCAACUCCACAAAGACCAGUGACGAUUUCGCUUUCUUCGUCUUCUUCGUCUUCAAGAGCUGGAAGCGUGUCCUCUUAGCGGAUGGCCCUCGCCAGACCAUCAAUGCCCUCACACUCUAUGCUGUUUUCCUCGCUCACAAGGGCGACAAGGACAAUAAUGGCGACUUGCGUCCCUGGUACGAUGUCUCCAAAUAUUUCGAGGACAACGACAACUUUACAACUUCUGCCCUCACUGCGUCUACCUUCUUCACUGUCACAAUAUUCGCCGGCUCCCUACUCCUUCUUAUCGUCGCCGGAGUUUGCUACGUUCCUUUACUCAUGCACAUUCGAGGAAAUUUGAAGGAAUACUGUUGUCACAAGGUUGACAAGCGUAUCAGCGCUGUCAUCAAACGUCGGCAGAAACAACGUCUCGCCGACGCUGCCAAGUUGGCACAGAAGGAAGCGAUGGGUGAUUAUUCUCAUCUGAAGAACAAGAAGGGUGAACUCGUUGGCAAACCACUACCUCAACCUACCCUUCCAAACCUCUCUGUCGACGACGAUUUCGAUGACGCUUCCUCCAUGCACACUAGAGGUCCCCCCCCUAGUACCUAUACCCAAGACCAGUUUUACUUCAACAACAUGGAUAGGGGUGGUGCCUAUCCCCCACCCAUGCCUGCCUACAACCCAUACUCCGCUCACCAACCCCCAGGUUCGAGUGCACAUUUCAACCCCUCUCAACCAUCGUUCGGUCAUGAAGAUUCAUUAUACAACUAUCCUUACGAAAACGAUAACGAAAGUUCCGCUCACCUUGCGAGUUCUGGCGCUCCGUUCUCGCAGAUAGAUCAACCCGGAACAACGCCGUCGCGAGGAGGACCCAAUGCAAACUACGAUCCUCGUGACGUUUAUCAAGGGCUUGGAACUUCCACUCAAGAUAUGAGACGAGGCCCUUCCCCUCAACCUUCGCAAGUCACUUACGAUGAUGGCUACCACCAUAAUCAUUAUCAUCAGCCGAGCGGCGGUUAUGCCUCUGAUCCUUCCGCAUAUUCACAACCAGACCGUUAUGGUGGCGGGUACCACGGUUACGGGGGUGAUCAACAAUCCGUCUCUGACUAUCGUAGUAGAGGUUAUGAUGGAAGUCACGGAGGUAACGGUAAUGGCGGAUAUGCCAUGUGACUUUUUCCCACUAUCUCUCUGCAGAUUCUGUCGUCGUUCUUUCUUGCGAUUUCUUUUAUGUGUAUGAUAAAUAUAAAGAGUAUUAGACGUCUAACCUCAC
Messenger RNA from Marasmius oreades (fairy-ring Marasmius), 1759 nucleotides. RefSeq lists its product as uncharacterized. Lineage: Eukaryota; Fungi; Basidiomycota; Agaricomycetes; Agaricales; Marasmiaceae. Gene Ontology annotation, biological process: potassium ion transmembrane transport. The record is from RefSeq and is a predicted model, not a curated record. Gene Ontology annotation, cellular component: plasma membrane. Bases 58 to 1659 code for a protein of 533 amino acids. The transcript is spliced from 8 exons. Gene Ontology annotation, molecular function: potassium ion transmembrane transporter activity.